Molecule: messenger RNA, 826 nt
Organism: Cryptococcus deneoformans JEC21
Lineage: Eukaryota; Fungi; Basidiomycota; Tremellomycetes; Tremellales; Cryptococcaceae
Product: 12 kda heat shock protein (glucose and lipid-regulated protein), putative
Exons: 3
Coding region: 330-764 (144 amino acids)
Cellular component (GO): plasma membrane; cytosol
Molecular function (GO): lipid binding
Source: RefSeq, a predicted model, not a curated record
GUCACCACCCGCCAACUCCCGCACCCGCCAAAUUCCAAUCAUCCACAACCACGUCCUCAGAACCGAGAACGCGUCAUAAUUCAGCGUUCGUGGAGGUUGAUUUGCCCCUUUUCAUGCUAAUCACCGGACUAGCCGGCAGAUCCCAGGUUCCAGCAUAGCAACAAGCAGCAAACUCUCUCUUCUUGCAACGUCAGACGGCAGACACGUCAGAGUUCAAACGUUCCUUGAUCUUCGCGUAUUCUGUUGCUGCUGGUUCUUGCCGCGGUUCGGGGUCAUCGUGCGGGCCCCAAGCGGUGCGAUGAGGUGACAGCUACUUUUGAAAGUACGUCAUGAAUGCACAGUCGAGCAUUGUUCUACUGUCACCUGGCUGGUGGUCAAGGUGGCCAGAAAGGUAUAUAAGAAGCACUGCCGUCGUAUAUUCCUUUCUCUCCUUCAUUAACAAACUUGUUCGCAACAAAUCUUCAACUACCACUACUACCACACCCAACCGCAAGACAAACACUUUUAUCAUAAUGUCCGACGCUGGCAGGCAAUCUUUCACCGACAAGGCUGGUGCUGCUCUUAAACCCGACUCUGAGAAGUCUUAUCUCGAACAGGCCAAGGACACCAUUGGCGGCAAGGCAGACUCUGCUGCUUCCACUGGCCAGCCCCAAUCCCAGAAGUCUUACACCCAGGAGAUCGGUGACACGUUCUCCGGUAACAAGAACGACAAUCAGGAGUCUCUUGCUGAUAAGGCCAAGAACGCCUUUGGGGCCAACCAGUGAUUGGUAAAGGGAAGAAGUAAAUAAAGAAAUGUUGUAGAAACACAUGUAUAUGUGUAGCAGUU